Olea europaea var. sylvestris is the source of this 1812-nucleotide messenger RNA. Its product is annotated as vicilin-like seed storage protein At2g28490. NCBI's taxonomy places the organism in Eukaryota, Viridiplantae, Streptophyta, Magnoliopsida, Lamiales, Oleaceae. The record is from RefSeq and is a predicted model, not a curated record. The transcript is spliced from 5 exons. Bases 120 to 1583 code for a protein of 487 amino acids.
AGACACCUGUGCCCUGUCAUCACUCAGUCCCAUCUACAUAAGCACCUCGAAACUCUAAAAUAUUGCACCGAACACUGAGAAAAACGCAGUAUUUUGAGGAAGAUUUUUGAGGAAAAAUAAUGGGGAAGAGAAGUGUAUCUAGUUUUCUGAUCUUGGUGGUGCUGUGUUCUGCACUGGUGGCAAUCGUGGGUGGCGCAUAUGAAGAUGAGGGAAGAAGAUGGGAAACAGGAGGUGGUGCCGGUGCUGGUGGAGGGGAAGAGGGCGGAGCAGGGAUGAGGCAAGGACAGGAUCAGUUUCUGUUGCAGGAUUCUGAGUAUGUUGUGAAGACUGAUGCUGGUGAUGUUAGGGUGGUGAGGGGAGUAGGAGGGAGAUUUAUAAAGAGUCCUUUGCAUAUUGGUUUCAUUACUAUGGAACCCAAAAGCCUCUUCAUCCCUCAGUACCUUGAUUCCAGUCUCGUCCUCUUCGUUCGCAGAGGGAAAGCAAAAAUUGGGCAUAUCUACAAAGAUAAAUUGGUGGAGAAAAAGCUAGAAACAGGAGAUAUAUAUAGGAUUGGUGCAGGAUUUCCUUUUUAUAUAAAUAAUACAGCAGAGGGACAAAGACUUCAUAUAAUUUGCAGUAUCGAUACCUCAGACAGCCUGGGAUUACAACCAUUCCAGUCUUUCUACAUUGGUGGUGGGAAAUAUCCAGUAUCUGUACUUUCGGGUUUUGAUCGAUUUACGUUGUCAAUGGCACUCAACGUUUCAAUAGUCGAAGUAGAGGAACUGUUGUCAAGGCAAAUGGGGGGUCCAAUUGUCUUUCACAAUGUUUCUUAUUCGCCGAGGACAAAAUUUUUGGACUUAGAAAACUAUCAGAAGCUGGCAGAGAUGAAGAGAAUCGUGCACAUAGGGAAAGACAGCGAAGAAGAAGAAAAGAAGCAACCAAGGUGGACUUUGAGGAAGUUUUUGAUGACAUAUAUAUUUGGAAGUGAGAACGAGGAAAGGGAGGACAAAAGAGGUUCAAGCGACGAGCCGGACCCUUUUAAUAUCUAUGACAGAAAUCCCGACUUCAAGAAUGAUUAUGGGUGGAGCAUUGCUUUGGACAAGUCCGAUUACUCGCCCCUUGACGAUUCUGAUUUGGGAAUUUUCCUAGUCAAUCUCUCUGCGGGAUCAAUGAUGGCACCACAUUACAAUCCCACGGCAACAGAGUAUGGAAUUGUUUUGAAAGGAACUGGUACAAUUCAAGUUGCGUCUCCUGAUGGAAGUCUAGCCAUGAAUGCCGAAGUAAAGGAAGGGGACGUAUUCUUUAUUCCGCGUUUCUUCCCAUUCUGCCAAAUAGCAUCGCGAACUGGCCCUUUUGAGUUCUUCGGGUUUUCCAGCUCGGCUCGCAAUAACAGGCCUCAAUUCUUGGCGGGGGAUAACUCUAUCUUAAAAAAACUAAGAGGGCCAGAACUUGCAAAAGCUUUUGGACUGAGCGAGGAGAGGCUGGAUGAUAUUGUUGACGCUCGGUCGGGUUCCGUAAUCUUCCCAUCAGCCGUCGUUGCACCACCAGAGGUAGCAAAGAUGAGCAGGACCUUCGGCAAUGACAAAAUAACGGACUUCAAUUAAGAGGAGAGGCUUAUAGGUGAUGCUUUAACUUAGGGUAAAAGCAAUGUAUCUUAUUUUCGGUUUUGUUUUGAUUCUCUCUCUCUUGUUCCUGUGUAUUAGUUGUAAGUUCUGAAUAAGUUCCUCUUGUUCCUGUACUGAUCAAGGAGGAUUGUACUAUUAUACAUUACCCCCUACUAGGUUUUUAAACUUUUUGAGUUAAAUGCUUAUCAGUUAUCACAAUUGACUCAUA